Messenger RNA from Uranotaenia lowii, 8716 nucleotides. RefSeq names its product neogenin (gene fra). Gene Ontology annotation, biological process: cell-cell adhesion. Gene Ontology annotation, cellular component: membrane. The transcript has 10 exons. The coding region runs from base 629 to 5170 and encodes 1513 amino acids. NCBI's taxonomy places the organism in Eukaryota, Metazoa, Arthropoda, Insecta, Diptera, Culicidae. Gene Ontology annotation, molecular function: protein binding. The record is from RefSeq and is a predicted model, not a curated record.
CUCGGUGAAAGGACGCCCGUGUCUGUCGUCGUCGGCUGUCGCGUAACGCGUAUAUGGAGUAGUGUUUGAUGGGUGAUAUUUUUUUUUGCUCUGCGCUAACACUGUGUAUUGCUGCUUGCUGCCCACAAUUACGGUACACAUAGAGGGAGAAUCCUGGCGAAAAGUGUAGGGGCGCGCACCGUUUGCGGUAUGUUUUGUGAGUGAGAAAACGGUGGCUGAGGCGCAGGGAACAGCCAUUGGUAAUGGGCAAGGAGCACUUUAGUGGAUAUUUGUGAUCAAUGGGAAAAUCGACUGGAGAAAAGUGAAAAUUUGCCGAAUUGUGAAUUAAGUUUUGAUUAGAGGCGAGUGGCUGGUUUAUGCUAAUGGUCACAGCAUAUGUUGGAAUGAGAUGAAGGCAUAAAGGAUCGGGUUCAGUUCGAAGUAGAACGGAGUUGGAGGAAAUUUUCGGCUGGAGGAAAAAGUGUUGUGUACGUGCUUUUUUGUGCAAUAGAGGUUUCGAAACCCCAAGUGAAGAGCGAAAAGGAGAAAGAAGUGGGCGAGGCAGUGCCAUCCGAAGAAGUCUGGGAGGAAAUUUUGAAUGUUAUCUUUUUGAUUUGCGGUGGGGUGGUGUUCAGGUGGAAUUAUCGAAAUGAAAAUGAAUACGAUGAACAUGGCCAAGGAACGAGUUUCGCGACCGGUGCCUGUCGCAAUUUCGGCCAGAACAGGAGCUUUCAGCAGCUACAACAGCAGCAGCCGAUGGAAUCUGAUCAUAUGUGGAAUUGUCUUUACGCUAAUGUUUACAACGUGUUACAGCAGUCAAGCUCUGGAGUUCACAAUCGAACCGGCUGAUUUGACGGUGCCGGAGGGAAAUUCGGUGCUGCUGCAAUGUGCCGGCAGACUUAGUGCCAAGGUGCUACGGGAAGGUAAAAUUGCUCCCAACAUUCGGUGGCGGGGUCCAGAUGGACAGGAUAUCGGAAUCGUGGGCGAUACCUUCCGGUCCCAGCUAGCGAAUGGAUCGUUGUACAUCAGCUCGGUCGAGAGCAAUCGCGGCCUUACUGGAUUCUAUCACUGUCUGCUAACGGUCGAUGGGAUCGGAACCAUCGUCAGUCGAUCGGCGAGGAUUUCCAUUGCUGAUCUCCCCGAAAUCAACCAGGACUCGCACGAGAUCUACCUCUACACCGGCCAGACGGCAUACUUCAAGUGCAUGUCCAACACGCUAUCCUCAGGCCUCGAAUCCCGCUACCAAGUGGAAUGGUUCAAAGACGAGACCCCACUGCGGAUGGAUCUCACCCGGAUGCUGCUACUUCCAUCCGGUGCCCUGGAGAUCGACGAAGUCAUCCCGGCCGAUAGGGGUUCCUACCAGUGCAACGUAACGGCCGGAACCUUCUCGCGGAUGAGCAGUAAAUCCAAUUUGAACAUCAAAUCAACGGCUGGGCAGCCGCAAACUUUCGCUCCUCCUUCGUUUGUAAUCGUCCCACAGCCUCAGACGGUUAAGGAAGGCGAUACUGUGAUAUUGGAUUGUGUGGCUAAUGGGAAUCCAAAGCCUACGAUUCGGUGGUUGAGGAAUGGAGAGGAAAUCGAUAUGAACGAUCUGGAUUCACGGUUCCGGAUUAUUGGAACAGGAUCGCUACAGAUUGAUUCGAUUCAGGAUACCGAUGCGGGGGAUUAUCAGUGUCGGGCCAGUAAUUCGGAAGACUCGUUGGAUGCUUCGGCAACGGUUCAGGUACAGGUGCCGCCAAAGUUUGUCGUGAGUCCGGAUGAUAAGGUGGCCUAUGAGAAGGAGGAACUUGAGCUGCAGUGUUCGAUUCACGGGAAACCGACCCCAGUUAUUCAAUGGCUCAAGAAUGGUGAUUUGAUUACUCCGAACGAGUACAUGCAGAUAGUUGGAGGUCACAAUCUGAAAAUCUUCGGUCUGAUUGGAUCCGACGCCGGGAUGUUUCAGUGCAUCGGGACGAAUCCGGCUGGCAGUGUGCAGGCCGCGGCACGUCUCGAGAUUGUCGAACCAGGGCAAUUGAAACGACAUAAGAACAAAAAGUACGUUCAGAAUCAGUCGAAAAUGAAAUCUAUCCACACCGAUCCAAAACUUUCCAAAAGUGUGCUCGAUAGUUUGCUGUCGAGAGUCAACAAUAAGGCUAACGUCAAUCAGAACAAAUUCCAAUAUGACGAAUACACGGUAGACGAUGACUAUUUGGAACAGCAGGAAGAAAACGACGAAGACGAAGACGAGGAAGAAGAACGAACCUAUGCCCUGAGACCCAAUGAAGACCUAAACAAGCUGUACCAAUCGUUAACCGGCGCCCGAUCCGGUGAUGAUGAAAGCGAAAUCGGUCACUUUUCUAAUUCCAACUAUCCCAAUGCCGUCACCCGGAAAUACUCGAAAUCGCAACUAGAUGGCAGCGGGAAGUUUGCAGCGCCACUUCCGGGACCUCCGAGGGAUCUGCAGGCGCAGAUCGUCAAGCCGAGGUUCAUUACGUUGAGCUGGCUGGAACCGGCCAAGAAUCCGGACGAGGUCAUCAGCUAUUCGGUGUUCUACAAGAUGCAUACCAGCGAUAGGGAACGGAAAAUCACAACCAAGUCAAGAGAUGAACAGGAAGUCAACAUUCAAUCGCUACUACCGGGAAAGACGUAUCAGUUCCGGGUGAUCGGAAACAGCAACCACGGUUCGGGAGAAUCAUCCCAAAUUCUGGAGGUUCGAACCCAUUCGGAGGAGAACAUCGCUGGACCACCGCAAAAUCUCCGAGGUUCAGCCAUCAGCGAUAAGGAAAUUCAACUGUUCUGGGACCCACCUCUGAUAACGACUGCCGAUAUUUCGAAGUAUCGCGUAUAUUACGCAGAGAUAGACAACGGGGAUGAGAUGUAUAGUGAUACGACUUCCACUGAUAUUGUAAUUCACGAACUUCGACCGUACACCGAAUACACAAUCUACGUCGUUCCCUGGAACACGAUGGGGAUGGGCGACCCUUCACACGAAGUCGUACUGAAAACUCAUUCUUCCAUUCCAUCGGAACCGCCAUCGAAUGUCACCUUGGAAGCUACUAGUUCAACAUCGGUUACGAUUCGAUGGCAGCCACCACCGGUGGAAGAUCGCAAUGGUCAAAUUACAGGGUACAAGAUUCGGUACCGGAAGAAUAAGAAGGGUUUACAGGUGGAAACUACUCCUGCAAAUGUUAGGCAUUGGGAGCUUAAGGACCUGGAACGGUUAUCGGCGUAUCAGGUCAAAAUUGCCGCGAUGACGGUGAACGGGUCAGGUCCGUUUACCGAAUGGCAUCAUAUUGAAACCUUCGAAAACGAUCUGGACGAAUCUCAAGUUCCCGGUCAACCGGGGUGGAUCAAACCACACCCUGGAGCCGAAAGCAUAUCUGUUUCGUGGGCAUCUCCAGUUCAUCAGGAAAUUAAGGUACGGAGCUACAUCCUGGGAUGGGGUAAAGGAAUCCCGGAUGAAGAUACAACAGACGUAGAGGAACACAUUCGUACCUUUGAGCUCCGUAACUUGGAGCCGAACACAGAAUAUGUGAUAUCGCUACGAGCUAGGAACAACAUGGGCGAUGGUCCUCCAAUCUACGACACCGUUCGAACGAGGGAAGAUUCACCCAUCGAAACACCGACGCCACUUGAAGUACCUGUUGGUUUGCGGGCCAUUCCCAUGUCCGGCACUUCGAUAGUAGUCUACUGGACGGACACGACUCUAAGCAAAAGUCAACACGUUACCGACAAUCGCUAUUACGUUGUGAAAUACACCCCAACAUCGGCAACCAGAUUCAGGUACUACAAUACGACGGACCUGAAUUGCAUGAUUGGUGAUCUUCGACCGACUACGCAGUAUGAAUUUGCAGUGAAAGUUGUUAAGGGACAUCGACAGUCCGCUUGGUCAAUGUCGGUGAUAAAUUCUACCCAACAAGCAUCGCCAGUAUCCCCUCCAAGAGAUCUCACUGUUUCCUACGACGAAAGAAACCCUCUAACUGCCCUGUUGGAGUGGCAACCUCCAAAGCACAGCAACAGUCCAAUUACGGGAUACGUGGUCCUUUACACCACUGACCCGAAUAAACGGGAUCGCGACUGGAAUGCAGAAGCCGUUGUCGGAGACAAGACCACUGCCGAAAUCAUCAAUCUCGAACCCCACAAAACCUACUACUUCAAGGUUCAAACCAGAAAUUCCAAAGGCUAUGGUCAAUUCUCGGCCAUGGUAUCGCAGGUGACCGGUGCCGAUAUCGAUUCAAGCGAAGAUCUCAAGAUACCAAACACACUCUCCACCGAGCUGGUCUACAUGAUUACCGGCUUCUCAAUCCUGACAGCUGCAACAGCAAUCUCCGUGGUCAUCCUACUGUGUCGAAAGAAGCCCGAAGGAACACCGGAACACGCAAAGAAAAGCUACCAGAAGAACAACGCCGGAAUCAUCAAACCGCCGGACCUUUGGAUCCACCACGAUCAGAUGGAGCUAAAAAAUAUGGACAAAAGUCAACACAGUACCACACCGGGUUCCAUCGAUGGAGGGGCGUCUAGCAGUGGAGCCAUGACGUUACCACGAUCGGUCAACGGUCAAGAUUUCGACCAUGAAACACCAAUUUCUCACGUUACGAACUCCCUGGACAAACGGACCUACGUUCCCGGUUAUACUGGAACAACCACUCCGCUAAGCUCGACGAUGGAACGGCCUCACUAUCCCCGGACCCAGUAUAAUAUGGCCGCCCGGCCACAUAUAUCGUUGGAGCAGCAAACGCUCUCGCAACAGAGCUUGCUGCAACAACCGCCGCAGCUGCCGCCGGCCAAUUCGCUGGUUCAGACGCCCGAAAACCCUUACACCUACGAGGGGAACUACAGCAAUCCAAACGUCACCUACGCUCCAGGCAUGACGGUAGAUGCACCAAAACGAGGUCAAGGACACCCGUUGAAAAGUUUCAGUGUUCCCGCUCCACCAGCAUCAACGCCCAUCAUUAGCAGCCAAGGCAAGCAUGUACAAACCCCAUCGGUCACGAUCCGGCCCCAGAACUCAUCGCCAUACAAGAAACCAUCGCUCUCGACCAGUUCCCUCACGAAUCGGCUUCAAACUGGUCCAGCGGUGCAGCACUCGACCGACGAAAUCCAGCGGUUAGCUCCAUCAACUUCCACAGAAGAGCUUAAUCAGGAGAUGGCCAAUCUGGAGGGCCUGAUGAAGGAUCUGAGUGCAAUCACCGCGAAUGAGUUCGAGUGCUAAUAGCCUGUGAGUGAGUGAGUGUGAGAAAGGAUGAAUGUGACCGCGCAACAUGAGUGACCAGUGACAGGCUCGCUUUGGGGAAGAUUGACUAGAAUCUUCAUCCGGCCAAAAGUGAUGCAUUGAUUAGUCAUUAUUAAUUUAACGUGUAAGCUUGUAUGUAAGUCUCGUUUUUUUUUCGUAUCGAUCCACGUUCUGUGUUUGUUGUACCGAAUAAGCCUGCGAGCAUUAUACGAGAAGAGUAGUAUUAACUGUGCGUGUAAACUGCGGCGAAUAUCUCUUCUAGCAAAUAUAAGUCAGUCGAAUUGAUCCGACACUAACAAAUGUCACUCAGCAAAGAGUGUGACAUCUCUAAGCGUUUAGAGUAUCGUAUUUAUUUACUUAUUUUAAAUAUUCCUAGAUACCCAUAAAAAUAGAAUCAUCGCGUACUGAUGAAAUAUUAAAAAUGAACGGAAAAACUUUGCCAACCACAUGGUUCGAAAAGCCAACGAAAGUUUUCCGAUUCUAGACAAAACUUAAGUUAUUUAAACUAACUGAAAAAGUGGUACUGUAAAUAGCGAAAAAAAAGGAAACUAACCUCCAACUUUGGCAAGGCUCUAGAACUUUUCUGCAAAAUGAUAUUCGUAAAAAAAUCCGUUGGUUUUGCAAUCCAACUGUUAUUUUCGACAGGACUAAUAACUUGUUUUCGCAAUAAGAUAAAGGACUUCGUUUGGACUUUUAGUUGUAAGAUCGAAAUUCAUUCCCAGUGAUUUUAUGUUAGUCUUAAUUUAUAGCAGAGAGCGAAAAUCUAAACAGGAUUUGAACAUUGCAUUUAUUUUAAAAAUAAAAUAGAACAGGAGUAAGUAACUUUCGACAAAAAAAAACAACGACGGAAAAGAGUACCGAAUAUAAGCGAAAAACACACGAAAACAAUGCAAAUCAAAAUCAGAUAACCCCAGGGAACAACCGAAUACGAUGAAAAAUAGAAAACGAUAGACGAAUGAGGAUGCUAGAAUUAGUAGAAACCCCAUUAACACAUGAUGUCGUGUCAUAACCCCUUGAACUGCCAGUAAAUGCUAACUCGUUUAGAUUAAAUAAUCUCUUUUCCUUGUGAAUCGCGUUUAGUUUUUUUGUUUUACGGUCAACUUAAUCAAAAAUCAUGUUACGCACAAUUUGCGCCAGAGGGUGUCAGAUUUUUCCAAAAAUUGUACCAAAGGUCUGUCUAGGCGUUUUAAACGAAGACCUUUUGCUUUUGUGUUUAUAAAUAUUCAAAUUUGAAAAACAAAAUGUAUCAUUAAGAGAACAAGAUUUUUCAAUGGUUUUAAUGUUUAUCAGAUAACAUCGUAGUCACGAAAAAAUCGAAAAAAAACACUGGUAUUGUAUCAGCUUUCUGAUGGAAUCUUCAAAAUACUAGAAUACUUAAAUAAAAAAUUGCAAAAAAAUAGAUUGAACAUAUAAAAAUAACACUUUUGUAAUCGUCUGAAACUUGAAAAAAAAUUGAUAAAAAAAAUUAAAUUGGCCGUUCACUCUUUCAAAAGUUAUGGAGAACAUUGUGUUACAAACGAUGCCCCCUCCAUAAAAAUAAAUUUCCAAAUUUCCACACGUCAACAUGCAUUUUACAACUAUUAUAAAUAACAACUUUUUCAAACUUUCUCCUCGAAUCUUAGAGAAAAAAAGAUUAUUAAAUUUUCAAUUAUUUUGAAGAUACAUUAAAAACUGUAAAAAAUUCAAAGGUUUGGAAAAUUACGAUUUUUAACAAAAAAUCUUGUAAAAAUUGAUUGUCUCGAAAUUUGCGAAUCUUAAUCGGCAAAAUAGCUCCUUUUAUAAAACGCCUUAACGACUAUUUCGUCAUCGGUGAAAUUUUGGGGUAAAUCGGAAACCCUUCGGCGCAAAUCUGUAAGGUAGUAAAAAAAACCCUCACAACUCACCUAAAGUUAAUUUUUGCUAAAUACAAAGUACAAUUCCCGAAAAAUAAUUUAAGACAAAUCCGGUUUUAAAAUAGUUUCAAUAAACCGUUAAUAUUAACGAAUUAUCAUUUCUCACGUGAGCUAUCAUUAUGUCGUAUGAAACAUCCUAAUAAUUCACAGAAAAGUGCUGCAAAAGUUAUCAAAACAACUUUAAAAUUUGUAUUUUAGAAUAUGCUUUCUAGGCUACAAAUAUUCUAAAUGGAAAGAAUUUGCGACUAGUUUAUGUCAGUUUUUGUAUUUUUCCAUAAUUAAAAUCUAUGUUUACAUUUUGUUUCAUACGAAGUAAUGAAACCUCACACGAGAUUGGUGGUUUUCAAGGUAAACUGUCUAAAUUUCGAAUUCGGUCGACAUUCAAUUUAAUUACUCAGUUCAUGAAACUUCUUUUUUAAUUCAUAUUCAUGUUGAUAGCUAUCUCGAUAUAAAGUACACACUUUUAUACUCUCAAAUCAGUAGCUUUUAUACUGAUCGAAUCCUCAAAAUAGAACAUGACAAAAAUAGUUCACACUCAUACACUUAAACCGAAAUCAGUCUGAUUCCAUUCCAAACAAUCAAUAGAAAAAACCAUACAUCAACUACACAGGGAACACAAAAAAACAUAUUCAGUCAAAUUUUGCUUCGAUACAAAUGACACAAAACUCGUUCUUUCGAAUAGCUCACCGAAUCAAAAAAAAAACAACCACGAAAGAUAACUGUCCAUGUGUAAAUAAAAUAUUUUACUCUCAGAGAAUACGAAUCGGUAAAGUUUCGUGUUGAAACGAAAUGCCUAUCUCACUUUUUUUAUAACGAAUCAUAGAAAAUUUCUGUCACCUCAACAUAAAUUGCACAUCCAACUAUUUUCAACCGAAAUUUGGUUUUCGUUUCUGGAGUUGUCUCAUAAUCAAAUAUGUAUACACUACACGGUCUAGCAAACAACAACGGCACAAAAGUCUCGAAAGUUAAAAAUAAACUAAAUCGGUACUAAAACGGAUAGUUAAAAUUUAUGGUUUCCUCAAAAGUAUAUACCUAUAGAACUUUACAAUGAAAGCGAUUCGUAAACCGAAAUUGGACUUACUAGAUAUUUGUAUGUAUAAUAGAUGAAUCGAAUUUUGAACUCUUUAACCUCAAGCAUACCUUCCUAGCUACCUAGCUUUUGUAAAUAUUGCAACGCAAAAAUCCAUCACAAUUUCCCUUCGAAUCUGAUAAUCAAAUCUAACGACGAAGAAAUCCGCUGAAAAAUCCUCCUUUAACACUGUUGUUUUAUCAUACUUCCAUCGAAAAGAAAGGGAAACUACAAAAAAAAACACACACCCACUGCACCAAAUCCAAGUAAAAUUUUCGAUGUGUUUUGCUUUCGUCGGUAAAAAGUGUGAAUGUGGAUGAUACUGAGGAGUAAAAAAGGAAUCAACAAACAAACAUGCAGCUGCAGCUCGUUUUUUAUAACAUAUUAUUGUAUUUGUAAAUGGUCAAACGUAUGAAAUAAAAACAGGAUAUUAACUCAAAAGUGAAAACACAUAAAAAAGUGAACAAAUUUUCCCCGAAAAAACUGAAUAACGCAGGGGAAAACUAUUCUGGAAAAAGGAAAAUUCUUAACAACUAGGAAAAAUAUAUUGAAAAUAAAAUUAAA